UUGAAAACAUGUUGCUCUUCUAACAUAGUUGGCCUUGUGUUUAAAAUCAGGAGUUGCAGUCCACUUGAAUUUAUUAGCCUGUAGACGUUGGCCAAUAAUUUUAGUGAAAAGCAUUCUAAUUAAUAUUUGAGAAAUGGGUCGCCGUAAGUCAAAACGCAAGCCACCGCCAAGGCGUAAACUUAUACAGAACCUGGAAAAGCAUUUCAAAUGUCCAUUUUGUAAUCAUGAACGUUCCUGCGAUGUUGUGCUAGAUAUGUCGAGAAAACUUGGACGCAUAGCUUGUCAAAUAUGCCACGAAUUCUUUCAAACCACCAUUAUCUCCUUGUCAGAGCCCAUAGAUGUUUAUAAUGAUUGGAUUGACGCAUGCGACGAAAACAAUAAAUAGAAUAAACGUAAUAUGG
Molecule: messenger RNA, 401 nt
Organism: Drosophila busckii
Lineage: Eukaryota; Metazoa; Arthropoda; Insecta; Diptera; Drosophilidae
Product: transcription elongation factor 1 homolog
Exons: 2
Coding region: 134-385 (83 amino acids)
Biological process (GO): transcription elongation by RNA polymerase II
Cellular component (GO): transcription elongation factor complex
Molecular function (GO): RNA polymerase II complex binding
Source: RefSeq, a predicted model, not a curated record